CCUGCUCCGAAUGCUGUAUAUCCACAGUCAACUUCUCCGAUUUUCUCCACUUAAGACUUGAGCUGCAUCAUGAAUAGUUUGGGGGCACCUUUCAAUCGCAUACCUCUGGAAUGGUGGGGAUUACGCAGCCGAAACCCGGAGAGCAUGUAAACGCAGAUGGAGUUUGGGAUUUAUUACAAAAUAAGGGAAAGAUGACCGUCUUCUCAUUGUGUUUGCUCUUGUGCGCGGAUCUACUGGAUUUAGCCGUCGGAUAUUUGACAGUCACCAUAGAGCCCCUGCCUCCUGUUGUUGUGGGAGAGACUGUUACUCUCAAGUGUAACUUCAAAACAGACGGAAGGCUUCGAGAGAUUGUAUGGUACAGGGUCACAGAUGGAGGUACCAUCAAGCAGAAAAUCUUCACCUACGAUGCUAUGUUUAAUACCAAUUACUCUCACAUGGAGGACUACCGCAGACGUGAAGACCUUGUGUACCAAUCGACUGUCCGGCUCCCAGAAGUACGGAUCUCAGACAACGGGCCUUAUGAAUGCCAUGUUGGUAUUUACGACCGGGCAACGAGGGAGAAGGUUGUCCUGGCUUCAGGGAAUGUUUUUCUUACUGUUAUGUCACCUCCAAACAACAUUUCAGUGGUGGCAGAGAACACGCCGGCCCCAUUCAGUCGAUACCAAGCCCAAAAUUUCACUCUGGUCUGCACUGCAAAGGGAGGGAAACCAGCCCCAUCGCACCUCCAAACAACAUUUCAGUGGUGGCAAGAGAACACGCCGGCCCCAUUCAGUCGAUACCAAGCCCAAAAUUUCACUCUGGUCUGCACUGCAAAGGGAGGGAAACCAGCCCCAUCGGUGUACUUCAAACGCGACGGUGAGCUGAUAGAGGUGAUCUCCUACACUCUACCCACCACCAGUGAGCAGGGAGGGGGCUCGGCGGGGGUGAGAGGGGCCAGGCCGCUCAUCAGUAGAGACCUGGAUGAUACUAAAUUGCAGCGUUCCCUGUCCCUCCUGGACCCCGAGGGCCGGUCAGCCCGCCUGCACACGGAGAGCCCCCAGCGCGUCCACACUCAGGGCCAACAGGCCUACGAGCCCAGCCCCGCAACAGAGGUCAUCCCAGAGACGGUGGUGAGCCGGGAGUUCCCCCGCUGGGUGCAUAGCACAGACCCCCUCUACUAUUUCAGCCACAGUCACAUUCCCCAGAGCGACGGUUCUGUGGUGGUGCAGGCCCGGCUCACCUGGACCCUCAACCCUCAGCUGGACAACGACGCCCUCUUCAGUUGCGAGGUCAAGCACCCGGCGCUAUCCAUGCCCAUGCAGACAGAGGUCACUCUGGCUGCUCCGAAGGGUCCUAAACUCUUGAUGUCCCCCACUAGGGCAAAAGUGGGGGAUACAGUGCGCAUCACCGUGCAAGGAUUCCAGGUAGGAACCUCAGGGAAUGAGGUUUUCCCGGAGCCCCUGUUCACCUGGACUCGGGUGGGUGGUCGCCUGCUGGACGGCAGCACCGAGCGGGAGGGGAAGGAGCUGAUUCUGGAGAGAGUUCCAGCCGAGCUCAACGGCUCCAUGUACCGCUGCACCGCUCAGAACCCUCUGGGCUCCACGGAUACGCACACUCGCCUCAUAGUCUUUGAAAAUCCAAGUAUGAUGAAAAACACACAGAAUCAAAACAAUGGAGCCUCCCGUUCGGACGUGCUCGGACUAACAUGGAUGGCACUUGUCCUCACAGUGACAGUGGAACUGACGUGAAACCUCUUAUCCGAGACACUCUCACUCACACACGUAACACACAAAUACUCGCCCUUCUUACGCAACACCCACAAAGAAAACACCACACACGCACAUAUAAACAGAAACACACGAUCCUGCAAGCCUUCUCCAGUCAUCAACAGAACCCUCCAUGCGUCAGUCGAUCAGGAAACAGCGCCCUCGAAGGAACGGCGCUCCACUGUUUUUUUUGUAACAAAAUAAUAACCAACCAAGAUAAUGAUAUCAAAAGAACAAAGUGAUGAACAAGACAAUAACCACCUCCUAUAUAGCCCUGCCCAUUUACACCUUUUUUUUUUUUUCGUUUUGUUUCUUGUCCCACGUCUGCCUGUUGAUCAAUAAAAAUCAGCUGAUUUAAAAUGGAAAAGAAAAAAAAAAAAAAAAGCAUCUGGAUUUUAUUUCGAUGAGUCAAAAUGUCAUUGGUGCUGACUGAAAUGUGAAACGUGGAACUGGCUUAGGCUUUGCCACCACAUCACCCACACCCGUCUGUCUGUGACACGUCCCGGGAUACACCUGAUUACAGCAGCGGCGAGCUGAUAAACCACGAGGGAACAAACACAGUCACUCCAAGAGAACAUUGGUUUUUUUUGUUUUUUUUUUUAAUAUACAAGUAUUUUCCUUUUUUUUUUCUGAUGGCUUGGAAUGUACAAGAGGAUCUAAAGUAUUAAGAAACUAGAAAAAAAAAAUCUCCUUUUUGAGUGUAUUUUGUGUACAUCAGUGUAAAUAUUGAAGAUAAUUAAAGAAGUUAUAUGGGUAAUGGUCAGGGUUGGUUGCUGAGAUAGUUGGAGUUUACACUUCUUCACCUUUGUUUGUACUUCAUUCAACACUAUUUUCAGAGAUAACUCUUGGCUGAAAGAACAGAAAAAUUAAAGCCUUUCUGUUUCUCAUUUGAGCUUUUUAUAUCUAUAUGGCAGGUCUCCAAGGACAGAGUAAAAAAGAAAAAAAAAGAAAAAAAAAAAAAAACCUACCAUGUGUCUGCUGUUUUGGGGUUGUGGU
Messenger RNA from Sphaeramia orbicularis (orbiculate cardinalfish), 2741 nucleotides. It is a transcript of the gene igsf21a, whose product is annotated as immunoglobin superfamily, member 21a. Gene Ontology annotation, biological process: homophilic cell-cell adhesion; heterophilic cell-cell adhesion. Gene Ontology annotation, cellular component: adherens junction. The record is from RefSeq and is a predicted model, not a curated record. The coding region runs from base 111 to 1727 and encodes 538 amino acids. The transcript is spliced from 11 exons. Lineage: Eukaryota; Metazoa; Chordata; Actinopteri; Kurtiformes; Apogonidae.